Messenger RNA from Olea europaea var. sylvestris, 1237 nucleotides. Its product is annotated as NADH dehydrogenase [ubiquinone] 1 alpha subcomplex subunit 8-B-like. Lineage: Eukaryota; Viridiplantae; Streptophyta; Magnoliopsida; Lamiales; Oleaceae. The transcript has 2 exons. Bases 718 to 1038 code for a protein of 106 amino acids. Gene Ontology annotation, biological process: mitochondrial electron transport, NADH to ubiquinone. The record is from RefSeq and is a predicted model, not a curated record.
CUUUAUAUACCAUAAAAAUCCCAGGGAAAGAUAAGGAUUAUGUUUUAUUUUUUAUUGAAGGUUUCCUCGUCGCUUUUUUCUUAAAUUGAUAGUCAUUGACAUUUAUCAACGAUUUUAUAUUUUAUUCUUUCAAUUCUGUCGAUUUAGUGUUUUUUGGUUUAUUGAUUCGUGUAAUUUGAAACUUCAAUUGGAUUUAUGAUUUCGCCAGAGCGAAAUGACGUUUUUGAUGCGUUUGGACGAGGACUGGGUAAUUGUCUGUUGACAUUAUUAUGCAUUUUGAUUGUGUAGUUGAUCGUUUGAGUGGAAUUUUUAAGGAUCUGGAAAUAUUGCUAAUUUUAGAGAAUUAAUGUCUAUGUUUUAUGCUGUCUUAUGUUGAGAGUAUAAACGUAAUAUUGUUGGUAUACAAGUUAAGCUUCUACUGUGGAUAGUACUGUCAGAAACUGUACUAAAUGGAUGGAAUUAUUGUAUGCUAAUUAUAACUAGUCUAAUGGUGCCAAGGUACGAAAUUUUUAUAUCACUUGGAUUACAUUGUCUACCCAAGUGAAUUUCACGUUGUAAUUAGCAAUUUGAGGUUAUGUUUUCAGCUGCAGUUUCUUGACAAUCGCCUUGACUUCUUUGCCAAAUUUCCUCUAUCUGUGUAAUAAAAUGGAAGGUGUGGAGAGAUGACACUUUUACAAAUUUGAUUUGAUUUUUUUCCCAAGAAGAGGCCUCUGAAGAAUGGCAAGCACUGUGGAUGCAGUAGGAGAUCCAGUUCCCAAUUCACCUGUCCUGAUGGCAUCGUGGAAACACAUAUCAACUAAUUGUCGUAAUGAGAAUUUGGCCUUCCUCAAAUGCAAGAAGGCUGAUGGAAACCCCGAGAAGUGUCUUGACAAAGGCCAACAAGUUACUCGCUGUGUGCUUAGCCUCCUGAAUGAUCUCCACGAAAGGUGCAACAAAGAGCUGGAUUCUUAUUCUGGGUGCAUGUAUUACCACACAAACGAGUUUGAAAUGUGUCGUAAAGAACAAACAGAGUUUGAGAAAGCAUGCCCAUUCGAUUGAAUAACGAAUGUACACUCCAAUCGUGUGAACGAAAUAAAUUCACCACAUCGGCAACUAGUGAAUUCUUCUAUUGAACGAUCUGUUUCUGAUUUGAAUUCCACCAUUCUGAAUGAUAAGAGAUUUAUAUGGAUUUGCAUUUAAAUGCCAAAGACAUGCCAGCUCGUCUCCAAUAUCAAGUGUUCAUUUUUUUAAUGUUUUA